AAAGCGUGAGUACCAUCAGCCUACAGCAAGGCAAGGUGGUUGUCACGAUGGAAGGAGAUGGCCUCGCCGACCCCCUGUUGCCGCAGGAUGGGCGGGAGCAACAGUUGCAACAGGAAAUGAAGGCUGCGAGCAGGAAACUGGCUGCUCUAGGUCUCUCGAUAGCGGGCAUCGUCGCCGUCGAUCUGUUGCUGUGCUCGUAUUCCUGUUCAGGCGGGUUCAAGGCGCAGCCUCUAGGUAUGGGUUGCGCAUCAUACCCUUUCGGCUCGUCCGGCCUGGACUUGCUGGUGGUGGGCGUGGUGCGGUGCGCCGCGGCGGUGUCCGGGUGCUUGGCCUUCUUUUUGGUCGUGCGACGAAGGUCUAGGAUAGUAGACAGCAGCAGCGUCGAGUCCGCCGCGCCGCCACCCUCCGCCUCCCCUCCCGAGCACCACGGAAAAUACCUCUACUGUGGCAAUGGCGGCGGGGGAGGGGUUGGGGGUGACGGGGAAGCGGCGGGGCAGCGAACGUCUAAUUCGUCUACUCGGCAGGUGGGCGCCCCACGUGGAAGCAGCACAUCGUACAAGGUGUCCAGAUGGGCGCAAUGGUUAGAGUCCAUCUGUGUGGCCGGUCCGAUCCUUUCGAUCCUUCUGGUGAUAACGAAGUGCCUCGCACGACUGGUGGCGGGACCGGGAUCAGGCUCCGGUUGCGGGUUGGAGACUGCAUGGUUUUGGUCAUCCAUCGGCUGGGGUGCUGCCGCUUCGGGAGUGGAGUUUGUUCUGGCCACUCGGUUCACGUCGACCUGCCGGCGCUACUGUCUUCUCCGCUGCUGUCGAAAACGGGGCGAUUACGAGGCGAUAUUGGAGGCAGCCACGGAGGAGGAGGGGGGGGGGAAGAGGGACAAGCCAGCCUACUCGGCGUCGUUCUGGGACAUCAUCUCGCUCUGCUCGGAGGACUGGCGGCUGAUCGUGCUCGCUUCCAUAGCCUUGCUGCUGGCGGCAUCGUCGAAGAACAAGCCGAUCACGUCGUGA
Molecule: messenger RNA, 1004 nt
Organism: Ectocarpus sp. CCAP 1310/34
Lineage: Eukaryota; Phaeophyceae; Ectocarpales; Ectocarpaceae
Source: the annotation of a GenBank genome assembly